This is a messenger RNA of Bradysia coprophila, 1905 nucleotides long. RefSeq names its product polypeptide N-acetylgalactosaminyltransferase 5-like. Gene Ontology annotation, cellular component: Golgi apparatus. Gene Ontology annotation, biological process: protein O-linked glycosylation. Gene Ontology annotation, molecular function: polypeptide N-acetylgalactosaminyltransferase activity. Lineage: Eukaryota; Metazoa; Arthropoda; Insecta; Diptera; Sciaridae. The record is from RefSeq and is a predicted model, not a curated record.
UUGUUGUACGUACUCAGCAUAUUUUAAUUACAGAUGUAUCGUUAAAAGGUUAAUUCAAUGUGUUGAAACCGAAACUCAGUUUCACAUAUCAAUUUGAGCCACAUCAAUGAUAGUUAGACGAGUUAAAAUGUUUUUUAGAUUAACGAAACUGAAACGUUUUUUUGCCUAUGCGGUAAUUGUGAAAUUUUUCUUGACGCUGUACCUCAUACAUUCGUACAUCGAUUUUAAUUCAUUUAGCUUUAGCUCGCCAACUGUCCGCACGGAACCUUUUCCAAACGAUGCCUUAACAACACCUAGAAAAUACCAUUCCAGUGUUUUACAUGAAUAUGUUCCAGCAGUUCACGUGCCGAAUGCACCAGAUCUUCCGGGAGAGUUGGGUAGACCGGUAGAGCUUAAUUCCAAGGAAGAGGAGGAAGGGAAGCGAAGAUUUAAGGAACAUGAAUUUAAUGUUGUCGUGAGCGAAAUGAUAUCUGUGAAUCGGUCGUUGCCCGAUGUACGCGUACCAGAAUGCUUAACGAUAACAUAUCAAUCACGCCUACCGACUACGUCCAUCGUUAUAAUAUUCCACAACGAAGCUUGGUGCACACUAACUAGAUCGAUGUGGAGCAUAAUAAAUCGUUCACCAAGGAAACUUUUGAAAGAAAUUAUUCUAGUGGACGAUAAAAGUACGCUCGAGCACUUGGGUGAUCAAUUGGACGAAUAUGCAAAAACGCUGCCAGUGCCGGUAAAAGUGGUGAGAAUGGAAGAGCGUUUCGGAAUCGUCAGGGCUCGUCUGCGUGGAGCCAAAGUAGCUACGGGUGAAGUGAUAACGUUUUUCGACUCUCACAUUGAAUGCGGAGACGGUUGGUUGGAGCCGCUACUAUCUCGGAUAACGGAGAAUCGUCGAAUUGUGGCCAUACCGGUGAUUGAUAUUAUCAGUGACAAAACUUUCGCCUAUAAAGAGGCAAAUAUUAAGGUGUAUGGCGGCACUGAUUGGAAACUGUAUUAUCAAUGGGUAGACAUACCGAAGAGAGAGAAAGAUCGAAUAGGAAACAGCAGCGUUGCGCCACUCUAUUCGCCCACUAUGGCUGGCGGUCUCUUUUCAAUUGAUCGAGAGUUUUUCUACGAUAUCGGUUCAUACGACGACGGCAUGAUAAUAUGGGGAUCGGAAAACAUAGAAAUGUCUUUCAGAGUGUGGAUGUGCGGUGGAGUGCUGGAACAAGUUCCCUGCUCUCGCGUUGGACAUGUCUACAGGAAAUUAUCUCCUUACCCGUAUCCAGAGGGACAGAAAGGAUUUGUUCAGGCCUAUAACAAAAAUCGGCUUGCCACUGUAUGGUUGGAUGAUUGGAUCGAAUUUUUCGAUAUAUUGAAUCCGGGUAGGAUUGAAACACAAUCAGAAAUUGAUGUCAGCAGCAGAAUAGAUUUUCGAAAAAAACUGAACUGCAAGAGUUUCCAAUGGUAUGUGGACAAUAUCUAUCCAGAAUUUGAUACGAAAAAGGAUAUUACAUUCAUGGGACAAAUUCAAAACGUGGCAACGAACACAUGCCUAGUGGCAAAUGGUGACAAGACCGAUAUGGUCCUUUACACUUGCGCCGUAUCAGCUGCAAACCAAAUAUUUCUCGUAACAAAACGGAAAGAAAUUCGUAAUUUUGAUCAGUGCAUCGAUGCUGCAUCGGCCAACGCGACCGUUCAAACAUGGCAAUGCCAUAAUUUGGGUGGAAAUCAGCAAUGGGAAUAUAAUGAUCAAGAUAUGACUUUGCGCCAUAUUACCGGAAACUGUCUACAACGUGACGGUUCGAAAAGCAAGCUCGGACCAUGUGACGGAAGUGAUCAACAAAAAUGGACGUUAAUAAGCAGACAAUCUUAAGCAAAAGUUUGGUUUUUUUCUGAGGUUUUAAACAAUUAAAAAAGAAAUUGCACUGCGUA